Molecule: messenger RNA, 2963 nt
Organism: Pimephales promelas (fathead minnow)
Lineage: Eukaryota; Metazoa; Chordata; Actinopteri; Cypriniformes; Leuciscidae
Product: patched domain-containing protein 3
Cellular component (GO): membrane
Source: RefSeq, a predicted model, not a curated record
UUGAUUCCUUACAUGCACUUCGUGAGGCACACGCGCACACAGGGACUGACUGGGACUAAAAACGGUCCUGGACUUUGACUAGACCCAGGCCAAAGCAAUUGGCACGUGGAAACUUGACAACAACAACAACAAUGCCUGCUGCCUGGAAUUAUCCUCUUCCUUAAAGAAACUGGGUGGGCUUAAACAAACAGGUGGACUAAUAAAAACAAUAAGAUCAGAUGUUAUAUUUCAGUCUAUUAUAAGACGAUGGCAUAUUAUCGUACAGACUGCAUUGAGAAGCCUGUUUCUAAGGCUUUUGAGAAACUCGGCCACCUGGUUGGUUCUCAUCCGGUUUGGUUCUUUGUCAUUCCUCUGAUAGUGUCCACUGCUCUGGGAGGAGGACUGCUUUUUCUCAAAGACUACAAGGACAAUGACGUCGAGAAUCAAUUCACGCCUAUCAACGGACCUUCCAAGCAAGCCAGACAUUUUGUGAAAGAAAUGUUUCCAAAUAACGAUUCAUUGUUUUCAAGUCAAAGACUCUAUGCUGAAGGGAACUACGCAGUGUUAAUAUAUUCCGUUGAGGAAGAAAACAUUCUAACGGAUGAGCUGUUUGAGGAAAUCAGUGAUCUUGACAAAGUAGUACAUAAUCUCUCUGUCAAUGUCAAUGAAACUCAAAUAAGCUUCAAACAUAUUUGUGCAAGAGUGAAUGGGAAAUGUGUCUCAAAUCCCAUAUUGGACAUUAUCGAACAUAAAUGCAUCAAUUUAUCCUUUCCAAUACAUAAGUGGGAAGGGGAAAAUGUUUUUCUUGGCUCUACAGUAGGAGGUGUUGAAGAGAGGGAUGGUGUGAUCCAGAAGGCACAUGCCAUCAGACUUUUCUACUUCUUGCAGGAUAAGCCUGGAGCCUCUCAAUGGCUUCAACAGUUCCAAAAUGUUGUGUCCAGCAGAGGACUCAAGGUGUCUCAUUUUACCUCCAAGUCCAGACAAGAGGAGAUAGAGAAGCACACAAAAGAUGGCAUUCCUCUGUUUUCAAUAACUUACUCACUUGCAAUCUCCUUCUCAGUGUUAUCUUGUAUGCGUCUCGAUAAUGUGAGGAACAAGUUCUGGGUCUCUUGCAUGGGGGUUCUGUCUGCGGGUCUGGCUGUGGUCUCCAGCUUUGGUCUGAUGCUCUAUUUUAAAGUGCCGUUCGUAAUAACAGUGGCUAAUUCCCCUUUCCUGAUUCUGGGCAUUGGUGUUAAUGACACGUUCAUCAUGAUUUCUAACUGGCAACAGACGAAAGUGAAGGAUCCAGUGGAGAAAAGAAUGGCAGAAACCUUCAAAGAAGCCGCCAUGUCUAUAACUAUCACUUCAUUGACUGACGUACUCGGCUUCUACAUAGGACUCAUGAGUGAAUUUCGCUCAGUUCAGUCCUUCUGCUUGUACACCAGCACAUCCAUUAUUUUCUGUUACAUCUAUAACAUCUUCUUCUUUGGAGGUUUUCUAGCCCUAAACGGCAGGAGAGAGCAGAGUAACAGACACUGGCUGACCUGCUGCAAAGUCCCAACACAGACCCCUAAAGGAAAGUCUUCGGCGUAUCGCCUCUGCUGUGUAGGAGGAGACUAUGACCAAGAGACCGGUGCUGAGAAACAGCAGCCCGUAACACACUUCUUUAAGUCCUAUUAUGGUCCAUUCAUAACUAAGCCUUGGAUUAAAGUCUGUGUGAUGUUUUUGUAUGCGGGUUAUUUGUCUGGAGGUAUUUAUGGAUGUCUUAGUUUACAGCAGGGCAUUAAUAUGACGGACCUUGCAGCCGAUGAUUCAUAUGUUGUAAAUUAUUAUGAUGAUGACAGGAAAUUCUUCUCCAGGUACGGUCCAAAUGUCAUGGUGGUAGUGGCCGAAGAGUUUCCAUACUGGAAUAAAAACAGCAGAUUCGCACUAAACCACUGCAUGGAGAAACUCCACAACUUGAAAUUUGUUAACCGAAAUCUGUCCGUCUCCUGGUUAGACGUUUACUUACAAUAUGCUGAAAACAAAAGCCUAAAUCUAGACAACGAAAACGCCUUCAUGGGGAAUUUAUCCUCUUUUUUAAUGCUCUAUCCAGAGUUUAUGCUUGACAUCAAUGUCACAGAAGGCAAAAUCAAUGCUUCGAGAUUUUUUGUCCAGACUUUGGAUAUCUCUAACUCCAGUAUGGAGAUAAUGAUGUUUCAUGAACUCAGAGACAAAGCUCAAAAUUGUAAUGCAACUAAACUACUGGUGUUCCACCCAUUGUUCAUCUACUUGGAUCAAUACUCUGUGAUAGUUUCCAGCACCAUUCAGAAUGUUGGUUUCACCACAUCUGUCAUGUUGGUUGUUUCCUUGUUAUUAAUCCCAAACCCGCUCUGUUCCCUGUGGGUCACGUUCUCGAUUGGCUCGGUCAUCACUGGCGUCACUGGUUUCAUGGCAUUAUGGGGUGUCAACCUAGAUUCCAUUUCCAUGAUCAUCUUGGUGGUGUGUAUUGGCUUCUCUGUUGACUUCUCUGCACAUAUUUCAUAUGCGUUUGUUUCUAGCAAAAAAUCAACUGCCAAUGAAAGGGUGAUUGAUGCAUUGUUUUCUCUGGGCUACCCAGUUCUCCAAGGAGCAGCCUCAACAAUAAUAGGUGUGUGUGUUUUAGCUGCAUCCAAGAACCACAUCUUCAGGGUCUUCUUUAAGAUCAUGUUCCUCGUUAUGCUUUUUGGUUUGGCUCACAGCAUUAUCUUCAUCCCGGUGUUUCUGACCCUACUGUCAUGCAAUUCAAGUAACACUAAGAAGAAAAUGACUAUGCCUGAAGUUAUUCCAAAAGUCAUUAUGCUUGAAAACAAAAGCAUGGCAUAUGAAAACUAUGCUUUUACUAAAGACAAUUUCCAUGGGUGUAGACAAACUGUGAAAACACAAAGAACCCAAAUAUAUUGUAUUCCAAAUAAUAAGAUGCGUUCAGUUUGGUGCAGUGAUCCGGACUGUCCAUAGCAAGUGAGUUUUUCUAUUACAUAAAAAAA